Lodderomyces margitis is the source of this 1149-nucleotide messenger RNA. It is a transcript of the gene PPG1, whose product is annotated as putative serine/threonine-protein kinase. Gene Ontology annotation, biological process: peptidyl-serine dephosphorylation. The record is from RefSeq and is a predicted model, not a curated record. Gene Ontology annotation, molecular function: protein serine/threonine phosphatase activity. Gene Ontology annotation, cellular component: FAR/SIP/STRIPAK complex. The transcript has a single exon. The coding region runs from base 1 to 1149 and encodes 382 amino acids. Lineage: Eukaryota; Fungi; Ascomycota; Pichiomycetes; Serinales; Debaryomycetaceae.
AUGACUAUACCUUUCAAUAUACCCAUCUCUGAUCUCGACUUUUGUUUAGAGCAGCUAUUGGAUCAUAAACCUCCAAAGAUCUUGCCUUCUGGUACGAUACAACAGCUUUGUCAUAUGCUAAAAACGCAGCUAUUGGAUGCGCCUAAUAUCUUGUCACUACAGUCUCCUAUUUCGGUCGUGGGAGAUAUACACGGACAGUAUCAUGACAUGUUGGAGAUUUUCAAAAUCGGCGGAUCCCCACCUAAUACCAAUUAUCUUUUCUUAGGAGAUUAUGUGGAUCGUGGCUAUUAUUCUGUGGAGACCAUUUCAUUAUUAUUGGUGUUGAAGCUUCGGUAUCCCAAUCGGGUAAGUCUAAUAAGAGGUAACCACGAAUCUCGAACAAUCACCACAAACUACGGAUUUUACACUGAGGUAUUAAACAAGUACAAUGGGUCUGCUGAUGUAUGGUCAUACAUCACCGAUUUGUUCGACUACCUACCUCUAGGGGCUACCAUUGAUGGCACCGUCUUUGCAUGCCACGGUGGUCUUUCACCAAGCUGUCAACAGUUGGACCAGAUUAGAGCCAUAGACCGAUUUCGCGAGAUCCCUCAUGAUGGUAUAAUGGCCGAUUUGGUGUGGUCCGAUCCUGAUGUUGAAAUCACCGAUUUCAAAUUGAGCCCGAGGGGUGCUGGCUACCUCUUUGGAAGCGAUAUAAUGGAUAAGUUUUGCAACGAUAAUAGCUUGUCUCAAAUGAUUAGAGCUCAUCAAUUAUGCAAUGAAGGGUAUACAAGCUACUGGAAAGGAAAGUGCUUGACUGUUUGGUCAGCACCAAAUUAUUGCUACCGAUGUGGUAACAAGGCAAGUGUAUUAGAGAUCCUACACACGAAUUAUGGAAGCAAAAGCACCGAUGAUAAAAAUGGCGCUGAGCCUAAUGAGACUAAAUCCACGAAACAUCCAUCAUUUAAAUCCACUAUACAAGUUAAGCAAGGUGUUUUACCAGGGCAAUUUUUCAAUGUAUUUGAAGCAUCGACCGAAAAUGAUGAGGAUACUUUGAAUGGGAAGGGAGUCAAUGGAGUGAAUUUGACAGACUCGGACAAUGCCAACACUGACUUUUUUGCUGCAUACUUCCAAGAACGUCCUAAACGUCAACAUGUUGACUAUUUCUUGUAG